Molecule: messenger RNA, 877 nt
Organism: Papilio machaon (common yellow swallowtail)
Lineage: Eukaryota; Metazoa; Arthropoda; Insecta; Lepidoptera; Papilionidae
Gene: qvr
Product: protein quiver
Exons: 6
Coding region: 264-749 (161 amino acids)
Biological process (GO): positive regulation of voltage-gated potassium channel activity; regulation of synaptic transmission, cholinergic; sleep
Source: RefSeq, a predicted model, not a curated record
GCCUUGGCGUGCGGUUGUCGCCGUAUUUCCCGCAUAAAAUGGAACCGAAGCAUUCUAAUUUCCGCGAAAAUUUAUAGAAAAGAGUUAGAAACAAAAAUUGCAUAACCAUGAUUAUGUAAGAUUUAUAACAUACGGUGAAUUUUUGUGGUGAUUUUUUUUUCGGAUAACCAAUGUUGAGUUUAUAGAUUUACGCUGCCAUGGCUAUGCAGUCGAGCUGAGGUUGGACAGCGCUAGCGGUGGUCGGAUCGGUGAAGCUGCGAAAGAUGCGCUGGAUAUUCCCCGUCCCAGUUCUUCUGAUGUCCUGGUUUGGAGUGGACCAAGUAAAAGCAAACUCGUGCAUCAGAACUGCAUUAUGGGCACUAUCUCUCAGCCCCCUUGUUCAGGCGAAAUGCCAAACGCGGUCGAUAUACUGCUACGAGUGCGACAGUUGGACGGACUCGAGGUGCAAGGACCCGUUCAAUUACACCGCAUUGCCGCGCGACCAGCCGCCUCUGCAGACCUGUAACGGCUGCUGCGUCAAGAUGGUGCGCUACUCCAAGAGUCCAUACGAGGUGGUGAGGCGAACGUGCACAUCACAGUUACAAAUCAAUCUGUUCAUGGUGGACCACGUUUGUAUGAUGGAAAGUACAGGCACUGGUCACAUGUGUUUCUGCGAGGAGGACAUGUGCAAUGCGGCGCCGACUGUCGACGUCGACACCACGCUGGCGCUGCUCGCACUAACCCUGCUAGCAUGUGCAUGUUGCAGGUGAAGUAGGACGGUAGUGAUGGCCGGUUGUUGUCACCGAUCGAUCUGCGAUUCACCAUAUUGUUAACGAUCGAUUUUAUUCGAAUCGACUCGAUCAUACAAUCGAACCGCAAAAUGUUGAGUUGUGGACUU